This is a messenger RNA of Gopherus evgoodei (Goodes thornscrub tortoise), 5931 nucleotides long. It is a transcript of the gene BAHD1, whose product is annotated as bromo adjacent homology domain containing 1. The coding region runs from base 98 to 2587 and encodes 829 amino acids. The transcript has 7 exons. The record is from RefSeq and is a predicted model, not a curated record. Gene Ontology annotation, molecular function: chromatin binding. Lineage: Eukaryota; Metazoa; Chordata; Testudines; Testudinidae.
UCCAUCCCGGCCGGGGCCUCCGGCUGCCCUGGGCCCCGACCGGCCGGGCCGGCCACGGAGCAGCGCGGGAGAGCGCGGCGGAGUGGAACCUGGUCCUAUGACUCAUGCCCGGAAGAAACAACUUUUCCUUCUAAAACAUCCAGCUGGUUCUGCUGGCCAAGCUUUGUCACCAGUAGAUGGUGAAAGAAUGGAUAGGACUGAGGCAGGGUGCAGUGAGCAAGGAGACACCACUGAUAUUCAAAACUGGCAGAGUGGGUUUAUGGGUGUGAACAAAAGCAGGAAUUUGCAGAAGAUCAGAAAGACGUACCCAUUAAGGAAACGUCUGAUCACUUCUGUGGACAAAAAAACGUGCAAAGUGCUUCUCACCAGAUUAGAGGACGUGGCUGGAUCAUUGUCAAAAGAGACCCAGAUUGGCACAAAAAGAGACCUCUCCAGUUGGAUGGAUGACUUCAGACCUCCCUGUUUCCCAGAACAAGUUCAGACUCUGGGAGCAGGGAAGAGUGAUCCACCUGGGGAAGAGAGCACAAUAACUUGUCCUGGAACAGAACAGGAACCCAGUGCCGCUCCUUUGGAGCCCAGGAAACGAAGACUAGCCUCUCUGAAUGCAGAGGCAGUGAAUAACCUGCUAUUUGAACGAGAUGAUGGCUUAUUAUCUGGCAGGCGUUUUCGGAAAGACUCUGUCAAGGCCGGUGGAGAUUGCAGCAAAGCUAGUGGCAACUGGCCCUCAUUGGGAAAACCAUCUGUAAAAACAGUUAAGGGAAAGAGUCAGAGUGGAUCUAGUCAGAAAUGCAAUAGCUCUGACCAUUCAUUGGAUGACGUAUUUGAAGAUGGAACAAAGAGGGAGGAUAGUGGAAUUCCCUAUCAUCCCACCCCAAAGAGAUUGGCCAGUCUCAAUGCUGUGGCAUUUUUGAAACUGACCCAUGAAAAAGACCAACCUCUGAAGCCGAGGAGUAAAUCAGAUGGAGAGGGCAAGUCUGAGAACCACUGUUCCAAAUCAAGGCUCAAGUGGGCCAAAGCCAAUAGGAAGAAUUGUGUCAAAUCCAAAAAGGAAAUGUCCAGUGUAAAAAUGGAGGGUCCACAUGGCUGGCAAGGAUUUCCUGCAAGUGCUUUUAGGAAAGCAGACCAUCAGGACUCCCCUAGUCUCCAUGGAAAUAUUGAAUCUCUGAAUUAUGAACCAUUAUCUAAUUCCUAUGAUAGCACAGAGGGUUUUUAUCACAGACUGCCUUUGCUUAUGGGUGGACAAGCUUCCAUGAAGCCUGAGUAUGGGAGACCUGGGGAGAAAUCUCCUACUCCCAAACAGGAAUUUCAUCAGCCUUCCUUCCCCGUGCAGCAGUUCCAUCCCUUGCCUGUGCCAGGAAAUCACACGGAUUGUGGAUGUCUCUGUGAAUCUUCAGAUUUGACUCCAUUGAACGGGUUUUAUGUUUAUUAUGGCCAAAGUGGAUACAGUGGCUACUCUCACUGCUCGGUUUACCCUAAGGAUGAGCUUUCACAGUCUACGUGUGAGGGGCUCUUGGUAUCUCCAACUUCCUUACCAUCAGGUACUCCUUUCCAGCCACUUCACUGGUGUAACUCUCCGUACUGUUGUGGCGAAGGAACAGCUGUUAACAGUUACAGCCUUUGUGGAGUUAUGCAUAUGCCGGAGAGCAGGAUUAGCAGUGUGCAUACAGGACGGAACAGCUACCCUUACAAAAUGCCUUUUGCAGCAGAAAGUUGCAAAUCUCUAGACCAGCUGAGCCUCACAAUCCCUGUGGCAGGGCACCCCGCAUCACCUGCCCACCCACUCUCAGGAUGCCCUGUGCCCAGUGUGCCACCAGCUGCAGAACCAGUUCCUCACUUGCAGACUCCCAACUCGGAACCCCAGACCAUGGCCCGAGAGUGUCCACAGAGCUCCAAGCCCCCCAGUGGCUCCAAAUCUGGUCUUCGAAAUACUACGGGCUGUUUACAUGCCUGUGAUAGCAAAGUAGCAGGAGGUCACUCUCAUCCAAAGCAGCAGCGCAUCAGCAGGAGGAGAGCAACCAAUGGCUGGAUCCCCGUGGGUGCAGCCUGCGAAAAGGCCGUGUAUGUUGUGAAUGAGCCAGAGCCAGCUGUUCGUAAGAGCUACCAGGCUGUGGAGAGAGAUGGGGAAAUUAUCCGGGUACGAGAUACGGUCCUUUUGAAAUCAGGACCACGAAAGAAAUCUAUGCCUUAUGUGGCAAAGAUAUCGGCGCUGUGGGAAGACCCAAAAACAGGGGAGCUAAUGAUGAGUCUCCUGUGGUAUUACAGACCAGAGCACACUCAGGGAGGUCGCAAUCCCAGCAUGCAUCAGAAUGAGAUCUUUGCAUCCCGACAUCAGGAUGAAAACAGUAUUGCCUGCAUUGAGGAAAAGUGCUAUGUUCUGACCUUUGCAGAGUACUGCAGAUUCUGUGCCUUGGCAAAGCGUCGUGUCGAGGGGAUCCCAGGCAGGAAAACAAUGAUGGUUCCUCCAUCAGAAGAGUAUUCCACACCUCCGCAUCGCAAGGUCCCAGAGGACACUGAUCCUGAUCUGGUUUUUCUCUGCCGCCAUGUCUAUGAUUUUCGACAUGGGCGCAUCUUGAAGAAUCCGCAGUAGCAAAACUCUUCAGUCCAGCUAUGGUGAUGACAAGUGGCACCAGAGAGCCAGUGGCAGGUUGACCGUCUGGGACAUCCAUGCAUGCUCAGCAACUCUUUUAGUACUGCUUGCAGGCCAGAAGGAACGUCCAAGCACUCUGUCCUCAAAGACUGAAAAGAUUUCCGCAUUCAGGAACAGAUCCAUGUCAAGGAAGGCCAGCAGUUCAAAGCACAGCACUUCAUUAAAGAGCAUAAAUUAAAAUAUAUACCUAUAAAUAAAUAUAUGUAUAUAGAUAUAGGUACUUGCAUAUGUAAAUCUAUAUCUAUAUAGGUAUAUAGAGAUGCAUAUAUUGAGAGGGGUUUUGCAGGGGAGAAAAGUCAGUAUACUAAAUCCAAAGCCAUCAUUGGUGGGGGUGGUUGGAAUAUGCAGGAGGGAUUCUGUGGUGCAGGUAUGAGUCAAGCUGUGAUAGGUCCAUGGUUUUCAUGUCCUGAUGUGAAGAGAGAGGGCAAAGCCCAGUUCAUUUGCAUGGUGCAGGAUAGUCAUGCUUGCCCAGCAGAAAAGGCAGGGUGUGGGGAUUCUUGAUGUCACCGCUACUUCAAAAUCCAAUAAUUCCUCUUGAAGUUGUGCCAAGUGCAGAGUGGCUGUCUGCUGUACUGAAUAGUUUUUGCUUUGUAAAGGGAGAGGGACUCCUUUUUCCUGUACAAUUUUUCUGCAGUCUAUGAUUUACCACCCAGAUUGGGGCCUUUAGGCAGGCCGUGAACUCUGUUUCAGCUCCAAGGUAAAAAACAGGGCGAGGGAUAGUAGGCCUUACCUCAUGCCUUUAUGGAAAGCUGCAUGUCUGUCAGAGGUCUUUGACCAACAAGGCACACCUCUAGCAGACACGUACUGUUGUAAGAUAUGGAACACAUGAGCUUUGCUCUGUAGGUGAAAGCCAUGCUUUUCUUCUCUUCAGGAUACUCAUCUCCUUGCCCUCCUUGACAUCAGAUGCCUUCCCUAACAGUGUAAAUGGUUUAUUCUCUCCCUUCCAAGUUCAGUUUUCUUUGCUGUAGUUUAGUCCCUGUAGAAUCUAGAUGUGCACAUUCCACCAUAGGUGGGUAAGCUAGAGGCAGGGGAAGAAGUGAAAAAUAUUUCCUUUGGCUAUUUCAUCCUAAAAAUGACACCUGACACAAUUGUUUUGGUCUUGGGCAUGGUCAUACUGCUGAGAAAAUUAGCAGUGCUCUCUCUUGGCACUGCCUUCCAUCCUCCUCCCCUACUACUAAUACUGACAUCUGAACAUGCUCACCAGGGUGGCUUUGUGGCUUCUGAAAGGAACUGACCAAUGAGAGGUGUGCGUUGUUGAAAAAUGCUACCUGAUUCCUACAGAUACUUUUGCCUCUUGCCUUAUGUGUAUAGAUCCUAGAGAUACUUUAGUUUAUCUUAACACAAACUAUUGAAGUUAAUUCUAAAGAAAACCAAAGGACAGCAUAACAGAGUCCAUUGAAUCAGUCACACACAGCUGGGAAUCCAUUUGUAGAUUGCACUAAUUUAAAGAAUGAGAAUCAACACUGUAUCGGUCCAUGUACCUGCUGACUGCUGGAGUCACUCAUUUAAAGUAGGGACCUGCAUUUUCAGUUUUGGGGGUGCCUGAACUAGUGUUAAACAAUAGAAGUGUUCAUACUGCUUUAAUGUUGUUGUCCUUUAAGUGGAAGUAGCACUACCUUUACUCACCACGGACACUGAUGGAGCUGCAAUCAAGGAGAUUUUCCUCUUGCUCUGAUCACUGAGGCUAUGCCUACCUGGCCUGGAGAAAAUAUCCCUAACACGUUAAAUUCUGUUAAGUGAAAAUUGUGCAGCCUGUGUUUCUGUUAACACAGGCGUUAUCCAGAAAUUUGUUCUACAUACCAAAGAGGGAAAUGUUUAUGGAAGGACAAGAGAACCUUGAAGGAAGAUGGGAAGGUCUGAGGCCCAUGAGGGCCAACCCUGGAAGUGUGGCACAUGUUCACUUGAUCUCAAUGGACAAUUCUUGCUCAGUAUUCCAGAGAACAAUGAAAAAUUCCAAAGUCCCUACCAAUGCGCCCCAGGGGAAAACUCCCAAGCCUUCAUUUUCAAGAGAUUUAACCCUAGGCACCUGAGCACAAAUCCAUAAUGUAAGCAUUUAAUCCCACUUAUACCUCAAGGUACUGUUGGUGUCAAGUAAUUGUCUGUUUUCUCCUUAGCAAUUACUUGGAAUAAGGAGGUUAGGCCAUUGGCACUACAGAACGCAUUUCACUACAGCGUCAGAGCAGGGUUGGGGUAACCUCAGAGCUCUCAAUUGGCCAAGUGAGAGCAUCAUGGAGGGGAUGGAUGCUCACUAGAUGGGAGGAUGGUGUAGUUCCUGCUCCCUUGUAGUAAACAGUGGUGUGGUUGUGGAGCAAUAUUGUAGUUUCUGUAGCCUACUGCCUGCCCUUCUGGUCCCAUGGUGAGAGGUAGGUAGUUGUGGCUACAGGGUGGAGAGGGGCGCACAAGGAAAAUGGAGCGGCGGGACUAAUACAGGGGAAACAGCUCAGAUCAAUGAUAUGGGAAAGUCUUAGGAACCCUUAUAUGGACAAGCUGAUAUGUUCUGAGUCAGAUUUGGGACUCCUUGGACAGCCAUCCUGAGUAGGAUCAAUGGGGUCAGGGACAGUCCAUGCUAAGAUGCCUGAGGAUCCUCUUCUAUAAAAGGAGUAGCCUUAUUUACUGGUGUCGUGACAGGGUUUCUCAAGCUUUCCUGCUAAUUCAAAUCUGCACACUACUGCAAAGUCAGUAAAGCGUUUACUAUCCAGCCUCAGAAACCACAGUCACUUGUUGAAAAUUUUACUUCUCCUGGCUCCCCCUCCACCUGUCCUAUCUCCUUUCCAGGUGGGGGGAAAGAAAUCCAGCUUGCCCAAAGGGGAGAGGAAAAAUUGUAUUUACUCAUGUUCUGGGAUGUGCUGUCACCCCUGUCCAGAGAGGAGAAAUCCUGUCUCUUCUGAUGUUAUGUCAGAAUCUGCUUCAGGCCAAGAACAUUGUUCAAGACUCACAUGGUUGCUUAUGCUGUUGUGCAAACAGCAUGUAAAUGAAUCAAAAUGUCUUAUCCAUAAUGAGACUAUUUCAUGCUUUUUUAAUCUAUUAGAUAUGGAAAUAUUUUUUGAAACUGAAAAUGCAGUCAGUAGAAUUUAAAUUGAAAUGUAAUACAUGUAAAAUAUAUUUUAGUUGAGAAUUUUGUAAAAUGCACUUUUUUGUGUCUCUUCCCUGGUUUCCCAGAUCUGUAUUUCAGUGUUUACAGAUGGAAUGAGAACAUUCCCUAUACCCUCCGUCUGUGAGAAAGAUAUAUUAGAAGUAAUUCUUAAAAAAUAAAUUUGAAAAAUUGUAUUGAUUUAGAAAACAAA